AUGGACAUGGUACAGGACACGGCUGAAUUCUUCUUGGUUAGUGUAGAGAGGAAAUAUGCAGUGAAAUAUCAUUGCCGGUACCGUGUUUUGGAGCCACCAGGGACAUCGGAGAAGAGUGACGCCGUGGAGCUGGUGGUGACAGAUCCCAAAUUGCCCCCACCCAGUAAUUCCAUGAGCUCUGGGAGUAAAGUGGGAACAGGGACCAAUGUCACCAUCUGGUGCAGCAACCAGGAGAACAGGGGCACCAUCUUCCUGCACAAGGAUGGGCACUCAGCCCCUAUCCAGCUCCAGGACCCCAGUGGUGGGGGCACGGCCACCUUCACCCUCUUUGGGGUGACCCCAUCCGACUCUGGCACCUAUAGGUGCUCCUACCGCUUUGGAGGCUUCUACCUUCUUUCCUCACCCCUUAGGGACAGCGUGACACUGGAGGUGACACCC
This is a messenger RNA of Phasianus colchicus (ring-necked pheasant), 438 nucleotides long. The record is from RefSeq and is a predicted model, not a curated record. NCBI's taxonomy places the organism in Eukaryota, Metazoa, Chordata, Aves, Galliformes, Phasianidae.